This is a messenger RNA of Serendipita indica DSM 11827, 450 nucleotides long. The record is from the annotation of a GenBank genome assembly. NCBI's taxonomy places the organism in Eukaryota, Fungi, Basidiomycota, Agaricomycetes, Sebacinales, Serendipitaceae.
AUGAAGAAGCGAGGAUGGUUGGAGGACGACACGACCAUCACAACUGUGCUCAUGGCGGACAUCUGUCGGCAGGCAGCAGAAAAAGCGGGAGUGAGUCAAGAAGCGAAACACAUGCUGAAAGCCUUCUCUUUUGUGCUCGAGACUGCAGCGGUGGACCCUCUCCUCAAAAGCUUCAACAAGACAGCUACCGCAAAACUCGAUAGCCUAGUUGAUGCGACAAAGCUGAAGCUCAGCCAAACCAUCGAGUCAACCACCAAGCACCUGGAUGCCGUCAGCUUGAAGUACAGCGAACUCACCAUCUCAGCUUCCGAAGUGGUCGCGGCUCUCAAGGCGGCACCAGUUCAUCGACUGUACAGCCAAGCACUAGCAAGCAAUGCAUGCACCAAGCUCAGCCAAUCCCUCAUCCUCGACGAUGCCAAAGCAAUCAACAUAGUCAACGCUAGGGAAUGA